Messenger RNA from Ceratitis capitata (Mediterranean fruit fly), 7184 nucleotides. RefSeq names its product protein expanded (gene ex). Lineage: Eukaryota; Metazoa; Arthropoda; Insecta; Diptera; Tephritidae. The record is from RefSeq and is a predicted model, not a curated record. Gene Ontology annotation, biological process: positive regulation of hippo signaling. Gene Ontology annotation, cellular component: cytoskeleton; cytoplasmic side of apical plasma membrane. The transcript has 7 exons. The coding region runs from base 545 to 6061 and encodes 1838 amino acids.
UAAUUUGUGCCGAUUGUAGUGCGAUUUCAAGUGAAAAACGCGUUCACUAAUACCACAACAACAACAAAACAUAUACGAGUAUAAUAUAUAUAAAUUGUGAAGAAAAAGUAAACGUAAUCUCCAACCUACAAACAAACAUUUCCAGCGCCUAGUACAACAAUGAUUGACAGUUUCUGAUAUUUAGUGUUCUGUUUCGCUCUGAUUUUUUUGUUUAUCGCUCCAAAAACUAGCUGAACGACUGACUCAUUGUCAUCUGUGAUUAUUAUUAUUAUUUUUGUUUUUUGUUUUUAUUUUCAUAAAAAUGCUCGAAGCUGAUACAAAUGGUGAUAGUUCAGUUGUAGUUGCCUCAAUUACAGUCAGUCGCCAUUCUGAAUGCCAAUUGGAAUGCGGGCGAACGAAAGCUGUUGCAUGUUGCAUAAUACAAAUGGGACUCAUUAGCGGAAUAUUGCGACACACACACUCGUCCUAGGUAGUUUGUCUCAAUCAGGUAGCUGUGCAGAAAGAAAUUUCGGAAGGAUUUGUUGCUAUUAAGUAAUGAUGCAGCAUGCGAGCGUUUUGUACUGUCAGCGCGCCAUUAGAAGUAUGCGCGUCAUCGGCCGACCAACUGUCACCAGGAACACGCUUUUUAGCCCUGAGACUUUUAGGCAAUCAGCAGCCCAAAACUUUAUACUUCCUAGUCGAUGCAAAGAGUCGAGUGAGAGAAGUGUAUACACAAACAUGCCUACAUUUUGCAGCACAAGGAAUGCUCGAUACAGAAUUGUUCGGUUUGGCGGUGCUCAUCGAUGGCGAAUACAUGUUUGCGGAUCCGGAGAGCAAACUCUCAAAAUACGGCCCAAAAAGUUGGCGUUCCUCCCACACGCACGGCCUCGAUGCGAACGGACGUCCGCUUCUGGAAUUACACUUCCGUGUACAAUUCUACAUCGAGAGUCCGUUUAUAUUGAGAGAUGAGAUAUCCCGCCACAACUAUUAUCUCCAAUUGAAACACAAUGCACUACAACGGGAAUUGCCUAAAGAAUAUUCGGAACAGUCGAUGAUUUUGCUCGCGGGCUUGGCACUACAAGCUGAUUUGGGUGAUGCGCCAGCUGCGGCGCAUGCUCAGACACAAUCAAUAAAUACAGCAGCAACAACAACAAGCACUCCUCCAAAGGGCACAACAUUAAAAUCGCUUUUAUCGGGAGAGAGCAGUUGCGGCGCUGGUGGUCUUACGGAGUGCGACCUCCCACGCCUGCUUUCCUCGCAUGUCACAAACUGCCCGACAGCCAAUACAAAUGACGUCUCAAAUUUACCAGCAAAAACUAAGGAAGCAACGGCAGCGAUUAACACUGAAGUAACACCACCGACAGCGGCAAUGAAACCUACUGACUCGACAACCACAACGUUGCCAAAGAUCACGAAACGUUUAGGCAGUGAAAGUGAUCGGGUGCUACGCUUGUCCAACUUUUUAAUAACAAGAAAUUCCACAUCCUCUGCCGCGACUACGCCCGCACUUAUAGAAAAGGCCAAGUCCAUAACGACAUCUGAUAAGGAAGCAGAGACGGAAAAAACGAAAUCUACAACAGCGCCGUUCUCUCAAUCUACGUCAAUUUUUCCAAUUAGCGGCAGCUUAAAGCGUAGUAUUGGGGCGGUGGCGGCCUCGUUUUCAGCUUCCUCCUCGCUAUCUUCGAUGAAUCGUAACAGCUCGUCGAACUCGCCUCCGACCACGGCCACCUCUUCAAGCACUUCACUCUCAGUGCUGGCUCAAACGCAGUCAUCAGCUAUGGACUAUUUCAACUGGAAUGAGUACCUCCCUAUGGAGUUGCGCAAUUCUUGGGCGUUGAAUGCUCUAAAAGCCUGCCACAGAGAAUACAAUGGCAUGUCAACCGCCGACGCUGAACUUCAUUACAUCCAACACGCCUGCAUGGUGCACGACUCGGUCAAUGCACAUAUUUAUAGGAUGCGUUCUUUAAAAACUGAAAGCGGUUUGGGCAGCACAUGGUUUGUGGUUUAUUCAAAGGGUAUUAAAAUUUUCAGUUCCAUUGAAACCCCACAACAGCAGACCACAUUCUUAUGGCCAAGCAUUACAAAGCUAUCGUUCGAACGGAAGAAGUUCGAAAUCCGCUCAGGUGAUUGUAAAAUACUUCUAUAUGCCACCUCGGAUGAGAAAAAUAAAAUGCUACUGACUUUAUGUCGUGAAACUCAUCAGUUCAGUAUGAAAAUCGCCGCAAGACUCAAGGAAGUCAUCAAGCGUGAGGAGGAAGAGAGCAAUUGCCUACAUGCUAGCUACAUUUAUUCGAGGAGCUUGCAUUUGCCGUAUAAAAAUAAGAGCGAUCAACGUAUAUCAGUCAUAUCGAGCACUAGCUCCAACACCACGUCUGGUAUUGUGAGUGAUCGCGUACACUCCGAGGACGAGGUUGAGAUAAUGAUAAACACGCCACCGGCACCAAUCGCUGCACCGUCUACUGAGAGUCUUGCAUUGGCACAUCUUUUAGACCAUCCAAGCGUUAGCAGACAAACCUCGUCGGUGGGACAAGUCUCUUUGAAAGAUCUGGAAGAGCACUUAGCAGCCCUAUCCGUACGUAAGAAGCAACACACAAGUUCGGUUAAUUCCGGCGAUGAAUCGUCGGUUGAGCGUUGUCACAAUUCAGCGGGCAAUUCUUCGAGCAGCAGUUCCAAUCAGGCAUCGCAGCGCGCAGCAGACUCUUCAACUGCGACUGAUUCGCCAAGCUCGCAACACAAUAUUGGAUCCCAGUGCUCCUCUACAUGCAGCACCGUAGUGGUCUUACCAAGCUCAAACUCCACUGCUAACACUCUCACCUCAUUGCAUUCCAUUAUCAACUCUACACCGAUGCAACGCCGAAAUUCUACAUCGAGUAGCCUUGAAUUGGGUUUUAGUCACACCGCUCAGAAUUCAAUUCUAAGUGAGGCCGAGUCAACAUGCAUUGAUCAUGAUUUUGCGUCCAGUCGUGACGAAAAUGAAAGCGUUUCAGGUGUCUACACUUUGGCUCAUGGUGCACCACCUACCGAAACUUCUGGGGUGUACACGAUGCACAGCAGUGAAAUGACCGGCGAAUCAUCGGAGAUUGCUGAGUCCGAAAAGAGCUCCCAUUACGGUAUUUUCCAGCCGUCAAAGGGUGAGACAGAUGUGAAUAGUUUACAUGAGAGUCACAGCAACUUGGACUCAGUCGACGGCGGAAGUUAUCAAGGCAAGCGCAUCAAAAACGAAGAGUUUCGUUUACGCUCGGACUCGAAUGUAAGUACCAGCGGCUCUUUCCGGGGCGAUGGCAGCGAUCCAACAGACAACAAGCAUAAUUUGCUUUCCGCUGAAGAGUUGACCGACCUAAUAGUUGGUCGUGGUACAUAUCCGAAUCGAAAGACGGUGUCAAGCACACUAGAUUCGGACUGCGAUUAUGUAACGUUGCCAUUGCCUAUUAAAGGCGAGUCAUACAUACAAGGCCACCAAGAUACAGCACCAACUGACGAUCAAGUUGAAGAUUUAAUCAACGAUUUAAUACCGACGGAUCCACCAGCGCCCCCUCAACGCAUCGACAGCAAUAGCAUGAAACAUGCAACAAAUCUAGUGAGCCUCAGCAACAUACCAAUGCGUUCGCCGCCGCCAUACCAUGCACGUCAUGAAAAAACUGGGCUCUGUGGACCACCUGUGUGCCCACCGUUAGCACAAAAGCCAACAACUAAUACUACAAGCUUAAAAAAUCCUACAACUUUUUCCCAAGUGCCAUCGCCAACUAUUCAAACUGAGGUGAAGACACAGUGUACAGUGGGUGCAGCAGUGCCGCGUGCACUACUUCCAACAGCGCCUGUUGUUGUUCGACGUCAUGACCCUCCGCCAUAUCCAACGUCGGCCAAGCCGCGACCCACGUCACUAGUAUCAGUAGCUUCAAGCACAUCCUCUCUCAAUCAUUCCAAUGGCUUGAUGUCCUCCACAGCAGGCUCACUUAGUUCCCUCAAAACUGAAGAGGUAACCGCCCGAUUUAUUACGACUAGACCACAAAUCAACAUUCUGAAAGCCCAUACCAGUGUAAUUAACGAUAAUCAGAAGCCCAGUUAUGCUGCGCCGACACAUUGCUCGUCGGCUGCGUCCACAUCCGGUUCCAUUUCCAGUCAACACAUGCCGAGUCAUUUCUCCCAGCAUUCCGUACACAACUCACAUUACAUCAGCGGCUCGCAAGUCUCCCUAAAUGGCAAUCACCAUUCUUCGGCUUCGGCAACAAGACAGUCAUCCAUUUCGGCAGCUGCAGUGGCCCAUGCGGCGGCUGCAGCUGCCGUAGGUGUGGGUGCGGGUGUCAUUCCCAGCACCAUUGGUAUACCGAUCGUACCUUACAGCUUGCAUGGGACACACAGCAGCAUGUCAUCGUUACAUCAGCAACCGCCACCACCACCGCCGCCCUAUCCGGAAAUCAAGCAGUCCACACGCACGUGUGUGCUUCUACCAGUGAUUAAGCAUCGGCAGUUUCUGCCUCCGCCACCACCUAACCUACCACGUCAACCUCCGCCACCUCCACCACCAUCUCAACUCGCCGGUGUUUACGGAAAUCAGCUAGCACGCAAACAACUCGAGUUGUACCAACAGCAGCUCUACAGCGACGUAGACUAUGUCAUCUACCCAAUACAAGAUCCUGCUGUGAGUCAACAGGAAUAUCUCGACGCCAAACAGAGUUCAAUAUAUGCAGCCAUGGCACAAUCACCACCGCAACCUCUUUCCCAUCCGCACCCAUACUUGGCAUAUCAUGCCGGCAGAGCUCAUGUGGGAUCCUGGGAUACGUGUAAAGGACAUGCAAUAUAUCGAAGCACACCCUACCUACCAUUAGCCUUAUCCACGCAUUCCCGCUACGCGUCGACACAAAAUCUUUCAGAUACUUACGUGCAAUUACCAAGCACAUACUCGCCGCUCUACAGCCCCUCCAUGGCCAGUUUAUGUUCGUCAUAUGAACCACCGCCACCACCUCCGUUACACCCUUCUACAUUGACUGUGCCUAAUCCGAACAACACAAAUUUAUUCGCGCGCUCGCGAUCGGAUGAUAACAUUCUAAAUUCAAUCGACUCUCUGCCGAAGGUUAAACGCAUGCCACCGCCCCCACCGCCGCCAUACGUGAACCGGCGUUUGAAGAAACCUCCAAUGCCGGCACCAACCGAAAAGCCACCACCAAUUCCCUCAAAACCUAAUCCGACCCAUGUGAUGUCUACAAAAAAUCAAAUAUCAAUGCACCAUCAAUUGCCGCCACGGAAGCCACCCACACUUAAUACGAAUCGCAGUGUGAAUAAUAUGACACGUACAUCCAGUGGUGCACAGUGGGCGGGUGAACGACCAAAACCCAAUCCCAUUUCAUAUAACGGUGGCAGCAUUCUGGCGCAUCUGCAAGCCAGCGCGGCAGCUGCCAAUCGCCAGGCCGCUUCCACAGCAAACACCCACAAAUCGAAAGACAACACCAGCAUCGUUGCCAGCGCCAAUACAAGCGCUGGUCCCGGAAGCAACACAGCUACCAAUCCACUGGAUAUCGCUGUUCUGCGCGAGAAAAGCAAACACAUGGAUUUACCACUCAUCUCUGCGCUCUGUAACGAUCAAUCUCUACUCAAACAAACAAAAGUUUUUGCCAGUUCGAAGACAAAUCGCUUAGUAAUGGCCACAACAUUGCGCAAUGCUUGUGGGCUGUCCACAUCACCCAACGGCCACCGAGUCACGACGUUGUCUACCAAUCACAGCAAUGGUAACAAAACGAUUCAUCAAAGCUUAUCGUCGAAUGCAGGUGCUCUCAUUACAGCCGAGGCAAGCACCGCACCACCUUUGUCACCGUCAGUUCAGGUAUCGGCUACGACGUCGGCAACCACAACAAUGCCAUCGACGAGCACAACGACGCACCCAACAGCCAUCACUACCACAAAGUAUGCAACUUCAGCAACGCCAACACUUCAAUUGGCCUCGGCAAAGGGCCGCAAAGUCGCUGGUAGCCAUCGACAUCCGAAUGACAAGCUACCACCGCUGCCAAUGCAAAUGGCAGAAGCGAAUAACUACGUUAUGGAUCCGGCAAUCACGAAACACCACAAGAGCUAUAACUCCCAAAUGUGAAGGAGAAACGCUAUAGCAGAACAGAGAGACGAAGACAAGAGAUACGAGAGUACAACGUUUGCUCACAUUCUUUGAAGAUGAACCUACUCAACGGCACUAGGCUGAACUAAAUGCAGUUUUCCACAAUUUUUCAGCACACACCACACACAAAUAUUGCACCCCGUCCAUCUCGAAGCCGAAACAAAAGAGGUAUGUCCAUGUCCACAGGCGGUACACAAGAUCUUUUGAGAUUUCUUUUGUUCAGGUGUUGCUUUCUAUUCCUAAACACGAUUCACGCCGAGCCUCGACUAAAAAAAAAAAUUCCGAAUGAAACAAAAAUUGAUCCACACAAAAUGUUUCUUAACGAAAAGAGAAAAGACUUUAAAUUUGCGAAAUAAAAAAUAAUCCCUCACAGUGUUUAGGUGGAGGUGUGAUUUCAAAUGUUUGCUGAGGACUUACUAAAUAGCCAAGUGUGUGCCAAAAAGUUGUUUCUAGGGAAUUCACUGAUAGUAAUCGAAGCGGAAUACAUACCCGUAUAAGGACAUAUAAUCAUAAAUGACAUUUCCCAACUUAAUACAUUUGUAUUUGCGUGUCUCACUGCUUGAAUAUGCGGGCUGUGGUGGUUUAAGGUUGUAUUUCUCUGAAAACUGAAGAAUAUACCCCAUACAGGUUUUGUUCCACACCUAUUAGGCAACCCUUGCCCACACUUUUUGAUAUCCUAUAAGCUUUGUAUUAUACAAAAAAAAACAUAUUUCUUUAAUUUUCUCAUAUGGUAUCACACAUACUCACAUACAUAUGAUGAAGUGUGUACUCGUAUUAGCUGAAAAACAAACAUUCUUGGAAAAUAUGUCCUUGUGCUCUCGAAAGAUAACAAUUUUUAAUGAUUUUAUUGCAAUUAUGGGUGAAUACCCUUUUCCCAAAAAUAGGAGUGUUUUAAGCUUUCACGCUUUUACAAUAUACAAUAUAAUUUUGGAACAAUUUUUGGGAAAAUAAUUUCAAAAAACCACCCUAAUGCGUAUACAUAUGUACGAACAUUUGACCCCGGCGUAUCGAGUAUUCCGAAAGAAUGAGCAAUUUCUAUUGUGUAUUCGAAACUGACCUCAUUUUUCAUGUUGUGAAUUAUUUAACGAAAGCAAAAAAAAAA